AUGGGAGAAGAAACACUUUGCUUGGAGAUGCCAAUGGAAGGAGUCGUGGCGGAAGGGAACUCAUCAGUGAGCGAAUUGAAGAGGGAACGUCUCUGUACCGAAGGAGACGAUUUUCCCAAUAAGAAACAAGCGAAGGAAGCUUCCAACGACGAUAUCGUAUCGGAGAUUUCAAAUCCCGUCGCGUCUCCGGUCGAGAGCACGUCCCGUUUUCGAGAUUUCUCCAGCCAGGUGGAUAAAUCGGGUUCCGGUGGUGAUCCCGUCGAGUGCGGUGAGGUUAUCGUGAGUAGCUCCGGGAGUGAUUUCGGCGGCUCCGAAGGGACUAUAAGCGACGAAGAGCGAAGCGGGAACGAUGCGUCCGUAGCAGGUAGCCCUCCAACAGAGCACUCGAGUGAUGAUUUGCCAUCUCGUUUUGUUUUGGAGAUUCCGAAGCAUCUUAGCUCGACCGGAAUCACGAAAAUCACGUUUAAGUUGAGUAGACAAAAGAAGGGUUUUGACGAUUUGCCCGUGGUAAAGGAUCAGGCUUGGGACGGUGGUGUUACGAAUGCUGCUUCCGCGUGGGAUGUGAAGACGCCGAAGAAGAUUGUUUCUUGCAGCUACCCAUCUAAUGUGAAGAAGCUAUUGGCGACGGGUAUGCUCGACGGUGCUCGAGUGAAGUAUAUUUCGACCCCACCGGUGAGAGAGCUUCAGGGGAUAAUCCAUUCGGGUGGGUAUUUGUGUGGCUGUACGAGUUGCAAUUUCUCGAAAGUUUUAAGUGCGUAUGAGUUUGAGCAGCAUGUUGGUGCGAAAACUAGACAUCCUAAUAAUCACAUAUAUUUGGAGAAUGGGAGGGCGAUCUAUAACAUAGUUCAAGAACUGAAGACUGCUCCUCAUGAUGAUCUGGAGGAAGUGAUAAGGAAUGUAGCUGGUUCUGCUCUGUGCGAGGAGGGUUUACAAGCUUGGAAAGCAAGUUUCCAACAGAGUAAUAGCAUGUCUGACACGAACCAUAUUAUGGAACAUUCCCCUGUCAGUUAUCUUGGUCCCGGUCCUGGUCAAUCUCUUUAUGAGAGUCAGAUCCUUACCCCAUGCUCUCUGGAUAACCAUUAUUUUCGAGAGAAAACAUAUGCAAUGGAUACAUUUGAUGAGCCGAAGCGGAUAUCAAAGAAGCUUACUUCUCAUGUAUCUAGUACGGGGUCCCACAAGAAAGCUUCUGAAGGAAGCAAUAGAAAGAGGGACAAUGAUUUACAUCGGUUGCUGUUUAUGCCUAAUGGGCUUCCUGACGGGACCGAAUUGGCUUACUAUGUGAAAUCGCAGAAACUACUAGAGGGUUACAAGCAAGGAAGUGGUAUACUAUGUAGCUGCUGCAGCAGAGAGAUUAGUCCUUCGCAAUUUGAAGCGCAUGCUGGAAUGGCUGGUAGACGACAACCCUAUCGUCAUAUCUUUAUCACUUCGGGAUUGUCAUUGCAUGAUAUAGCCUUGUCAUUGGCCAAUGGACAUGUCAUUACAACUGGUGACAGUGAUGACAUGUGUUCUAUUUGUGGGGAUGGUGGAGAUUUGCUACUUUGUGCUGGAUGUCCUCAAGCAUUUCAUACAGCUUGUUUGAAAUUCCAGUCUAUGCCUGAAGGUACUUGGUAUUGUUCUAGCUGCAAUGAUGGACCUAGCACUGGUAAACGGGCUACUGCUAUUGAUCCUUCGGGAAACUCUAAGGCUAUAGUCAUAAGACUGACAAGAGUCGUUAAAGCGCCAGAAAGCGAUAUUGGUGGUUGUGUGUUCUGCAGGUCCCAUGAUUUUAGCAUUGGGAAGUUUGAUGAAAGGACUGUUAUUCUCUGUGACCAGUGUGAGAAAGAAUACCAUGUUGGUUGCCUGAGAGAGAAUGGUCUCUGUGAUUUGAAAGAAAUCCCGCAGGAGAAAUGGUUUUGCUGUAGCGACUGCAGCAGGAUUCACGCGGCAAUUCAGAGUUCUGUUUCGUGUGGGACACAAACUGUUCCUACACUUUUGUUAGACCUAAUACGCAGAAAGGACAGAGAAAAAGGAAUAAUUACCGACGAUGGGGAUAUAGUCGAAUGGAGGAUACUUAGUGGGAAAAGUCGAUACCCAGAGCAUCUGCCCUUGCUUUCACGAGCGGCUGUUAUCUUCAGGGAGUGUUUUGAUCCCAUCGUUGCAAAGUCUGGCCGAGAUCUCAUUCCUGUUAUGGUGUAUGGGAGGAAUAUAUCUGGCCAGGAGUUUGGAGGAAUGUACUGUUUGGUCUUGAUUGUAAACUCUCUUGUUGUUUCUGCUGCGCUGCUGAGAAUAUUUGGUCAGCAAGUUGCUGAACUUCCUAUUGUAGCCACAAGCCGAGAGUACCAAGGAAGGGGCUACUUCCAAGGGCUGUUUGCGUGUGUGGAGAAUCUUCUUUCUUCACUAAAUGUUGAGAACCUGGUUCUUCCGGCAGCCGAGGAAGCUGAGUCUAUUUGGACAAAGAAGUUUGGAUUUACAAGGAUGUCUGAACAGCAAUUGCAGACGUACCAAAAGGAAGUGCAGCUUACAAUCUUCAACGGAACCUCGAUGCUGGAGAAGAAAGUACCCAAGAGUUUAUCAAAAGCAACAGCUCUCAUCUGA
Microthlaspi erraticum is the source of this 2574-nucleotide messenger RNA. The record is from the annotation of a GenBank genome assembly. Lineage: Eukaryota; Viridiplantae; Streptophyta; Magnoliopsida; Brassicales; Brassicaceae.